AUGAAUCCUUUUGAUCGAGCUUAUUCAUAUCGCUAUGCACAGCAAGCUGAUGAAAGCGACGGCCUGAGUGAUGGUCAUUCGCGUCGGAACACUGGACGCCCAAAUGAGCACGCCUUGUCCCUACUUCAUUCGGCCAAUUCUUCUGCCUUGUCUAUCAGUUCCUCCGAAGACCCAAUCUAUUCCAGUGAACGUCGACCGUACACCUCUUCAUUUGCUCAGGCUAAACGCCCGAGACCAGAUUCCAUGGAGUCACUCGAUCUCCCCGACCAGAUCAGACUACACAACCUUUCCAACCAGGGCUCUGCUGUUUCCUCUUCCAAAGAGUCGGGGACACGACAGAAGGGGAGCGCCAUCCGUCGAUACCCAACACGGCGAAUCAAGUUGACACAAGGCUCGGUCUUGAGUAUCAACUAUCCAGUACCGAGCCCUAUACGCAAUGCUAUCCAGCCUGAGUAUCGAGAUGCAGAGGGGGAACUUUCCGAAGAAUUUACCCAGAUGAGGUACACUGCUGCGACAUGUGAUCCAGAUGAAUUUACGCUACGCAAUGGUUACAAUCUUCGUCCUUCGAUGUACAAUCGGCAUACCGAACUUCUCAUUGCCAUCACAUACUACAACGAGGAUAAAGUACUGACUGCCCGAACCCUACAUGGGGUAAUGCAAAAUGUCCGAGACAUUGUGAAGUUGAAGAAGACAGAAUUCUGGAACCGAGGUGGUCCCGCAUGGCAAAAGAUCGUCGUCUGUCUCGUCUUCGAUGGCAUGGAUCCCUGCGAUAAGAACACACUUGACGUUCUGGCAACUAUCGGCGUUUUUCAAGACGGCGUGAUGAAGCAAGACGUGGAUGGAAGAGAAACAAUUGCUCACAUCUUUGAAUAUACCACACAGUUAUCGGUCACCCCGAAGCAAGAGCUUGUGCGCCCACACAAAGACAACCCCAUGAAUCUGCCCCCGGUACAGAUGAUGUUUUGCCUCAAGAAAAAGAAUGCGAAGAAGAUCAACUCACAUCGGUGGCUGUUCAAUGCAUUUGGACGCAUCUUGAAUCCUGAGAUCUGCAUCCUGAUCGACGCGGGCACGAAACCUGGGCCUAAGUCUUUGCUAGCCCUGUGGCAGACUUUCUACAAUGACAAAAAUAUCGGCGGUGCCUGCGGUGAAAUUCAUGCGCUUCUUGGCCACCGAUGGGAGAAGCUGCUCAAUCCCCUGGUUGCGGCCCAAAACUUCGAAUACAAAAUCUCCAAUAUCCUUGACAAACCCUUAGAGAGCAGUUUCGGCUACGUGAGCGUACUUCCGGGGGCUUUUUCGGCCUACCGGUACCGCGCUAUCAUGGGCAGGCCUCUUGAGCAGUAUUUUCAUGGAGACCACACCCUCGCUCAAAAGCUCGGCAAGAAAGGAAUUGACGGGAUGAAUAUCUUCAAGAAGAACAUGUUUCUUGCCGAAGAUCGCAUUCUUUGCUUCGAGUUAGUCGCCAAGGCGGGCAAUCAGUGGCUACUCACAUACGUGAAAGCGUCGAAAGGAGAAACAGACGUCCCGGAGCGACCAGCUGAGUUCCUAAGUCAACGGCGGCGAUGGCUGAAUGGAUCUUUUGCAGCAUCGCUAUACUCAAUCAUGCAUUUCAACCGGAUAUACAAGAGUGGGCAUAGUAUUAUACGGUUGCUAUUGCUUCAUGUUCAAUUGGUUUACAAUAUCUGCCAGUUGAUCAUGACAUGGCUUUCACUCGCAUCCUACUGGCUCACAAGUUCCGUCAUCUUGGACAUUGUGGGAACACCCAGUGCGACCAACAAAUUCAAAGGCUGGCCGUUUGGGAACGAUGCUACUCCAAUUGUCAAUAACAUUCUGAAAAUUGGGUAUCUGGCAUUCUUGAUGCUUCAAUUCAUCCUAGCUCUUGGGAAUCGACCAAAGGGAUCAAAAUUUCUGUACACGCUCUCCUUCGUCUAUUUUUCCGUGGUCCAGCUCUAUCUCCUCGUUUUAUCAUUCUACCUCGUCGCGCAGGCCAUGACUCCCGAAAAUCUCAAGUUUGAUUUCAGUCAUGGUUUGGGGGCAUUCAUAUCGGGUUUUUUCAACUCAACGGGCGGGCUUGUUCUGAUUGCCUUGGUCUCAACAUACGGGAUCUACUUCCUUGCGAGCAUACUCUAUGCCGACCCUUGGCAUAUGCUCACUUCAUCAUGGUCCUAUUUCCUCGGAAUGCCUUCUUCGAUCAAUGUUCUGAUGGUCUAUGCAUUUUGCAAUUGGCACGAUGUUUCGUGGGGAACUAAGGGAUCAGACGCACCAGAAAAGCUUCCAUCCGUGCAAACCAAGAAGGAGAACGAAACGCCUUUUGUUGAAGAACUGGACAAGCCUCAAGUCGACAUUGACGAGCAGUUCGCAUCCACUGUGAAGCGGGCCUUGACUCCUUGGCAAGAACCAACUCAGAAAGAAGGGGUGGCCCUUGACGAUUCAUACAAAGCUUUCCGAACGAAUCUCGUUUUGCUGUGGACAUUUAGUAAUGGUCUUCUGGCAUUGUGUAUCAAUAACCUCAGCAUCGACAGGCUUUGCCUAACGUCGACGUCUACAACUCGCACGGCGUGGUAUUUCAAGAUCAUUCUGUUGACCACUUCCGGUCUCUCGAUUUUCCGAUUCUUUGGGGCAUUGUAUUUCCUAUUGAGGACCGGAGUCUUAUUCUGUGUUUCUAGGCGUUAA
Penicillium mononematosum is the source of this 2670-nucleotide messenger RNA. RefSeq lists its product as uncharacterized. NCBI's taxonomy places the organism in Eukaryota, Fungi, Ascomycota, Eurotiomycetes, Eurotiales, Aspergillaceae. Bases 1 to 2670 code for a protein of 889 amino acids. The record is from RefSeq and is a predicted model, not a curated record. Gene Ontology annotation, cellular component: cell septum; cell periphery. The transcript has 7 exons. Gene Ontology annotation, molecular function: chitin synthase activity.